AUGACAGAGUCACAGUAUGGAUUCGUUAAGCAACGUUCAUGCCUAACAAACCUGUUUUGCUUUUUGGAGGAUGUUACUGCAAAGAUAGAUGAGGGUAAGACCGUAGAGGUUUGCUACCUGGACUUCAACAAGGCUAUUCAUUCAAUGAAUCAUCGCGUGUUGUUGACCAAAUUAGAACGAUUUGGAAUCCAAGGACAGUUGCACAGGUGGAUAAGUGCGUUUCUCUCACAACGACCAUUCUAUGUGACAGCUGGUAAGAAAAGGCCAACACCAGUUCAGCUGACUAGCAAAGCUCCACAAGGCUCAGUACAAGGACCGCUUUUAUUUUUUCUCUACGUGGACGACUUUCCAAGCACUUUGACAUCAUCAUGCUACAUUUUUGCAGAUGACGUCAAAGUGAUUGGUUUGAAUGGGAGAAGUGAUCUGAAGCGGGAUUUGGAGCAAGUAGAUAGAUGGGCAAAGGAAUGGGAUCUCAGUCCUAACGCAACGAAGAGUCAUGUGCUCACAGGGGCAUUUGAAAGACUGGAAGUUCACUCGGAACAGUACCAGUUCGCUAUCGGACCCGCUACUAGGGUUAAGGAUUUGGGAGUAGUGCUAUUGAGUGCUAUCACCCUUAUUUAA
Echinostoma caproni is the source of this 621-nucleotide messenger RNA. The record is from the annotation of a GenBank genome assembly. Lineage: Eukaryota; Metazoa; Platyhelminthes; Trematoda; Plagiorchiida; Echinostomatidae.